Pygoscelis adeliae (Adelie penguin) is the source of this 1469-nucleotide messenger RNA. RefSeq names its product centromere protein H (gene CENPH). The transcript has 8 exons. NCBI's taxonomy places the organism in Eukaryota, Metazoa, Chordata, Aves, Sphenisciformes, Spheniscidae. Bases 17 to 613 code for a protein of 198 amino acids. Gene Ontology annotation, cellular component: kinetochore; nucleus. Gene Ontology annotation, biological process: kinetochore assembly; mitotic spindle organization; chromosome segregation. Gene Ontology annotation, molecular function: kinetochore binding. The record is from RefSeq and is a predicted model, not a curated record.
CAGCCUGAGGGACCAGAUGAAGCAGCAGUUCAUGGAGUGCAGCGCUGCAGUUCAUGCCAGUCAAGAAAGUUUCCUUGAUCACGUCAUUGAAGAAAACUUUAUCAACAAUGCCGCAGAAGGUUUGGAAAGAGAGAUGGAGGAAUUAAAAGUCUCUUUCCAGAACAAGACAUUAGCCUUGCAAAGGAUCCAACUUAUGGUUGCCCUGAGAAACAAAGUGAAGCAAAAUGAUAAUGACUCACGACUGAUCACGGAAACUAUGAAACACGUAAUAAAGCUCAGCAAGGCAGUAGUUGAAUGUCAGCAGCAAGCACGUGAGAAGGAACAGAAAUUGAUGGACAUUAAAAGGAAAAGACUCUCGCUAAAAAAAGCCGGACGACAGAAACUACUGCAAAUUCAUACCAUGAUGAAAAAACAAAGGGAGGAAAAGACAAGGAUGAAAGUGAGCGGAAUGAUGGAGAAGAUACGUAAUAACUUAGAAAAAGAGAGAGAGAUGACUAUAGUAAUUCAGAAUGUAUUCCAGAGUAUCAUAAUUGGAAGCAGAGUUAACUGGGCAGAAAAUCCAUCUUUAAAGGCAGUUGUUCUACAGCUUGAAAAAAACGUCUAUUUUCUGUGAGUCAGGAGAAACGGCGUUUGAUUUUAUACAGCGUAUGUAAUCAACGUACUAAAUUUUAUAGAUUAAUAUGCAUCAUGAAAGCACAGUUCAAGAAUUUGAAAAUUUAACCUUUCUGGAAGUUGUUGUCCUCUCUAGAGACUCGGAAUGUGGCCACGCACCUCUUUGAAGUGAAAUUUAAUUCCUGAUACACAACAAACGUUUGAACAGGUAGCAUACCUGAGGUACUACCAGAAGAGCCACUUCAUAGCUGUUCUGCCCCAAGCGCUCAUCUCCCUCUGAAAGGCAGCAAUAACGUAAGAAAGAAGAAUAAUGUAUAUAUUUCAAGUUUUUAUGUAAAAGUGGGCUGAAACCAAGGAUCUGCUGUUUCUAUCCUCUUCCUCUGGGCACCCGCAGGCUGCAGAGCUCCGACAGCAUGCGUGACCCUGCUCUGCCCCUGUGGAAAGCCCAAACCGGAAAACUUAGCUAAGUCAGUCCUUGGGUUUUUAUUUCCCUUCUUUUUAUUAAAGCAUUACGUAUAAUUUUAAACACCAGAAAGUUUAUACUCUUAAUUGUAACAGUCACUUGUGCCUGUGCUAUAUGCUGAUUAGUUACGCAGAGCAUCCAGCAGUAGGCAGACGCAACCUGUAGAUGCCGUCCCACCUGCAGGGAAAAUGGAAGAGGUGACUUCAUGCUAUCGGCUGUGCAGCUAAGCAGUAUUUUAAAUGUACUUUUUCAUUGACAAUUGCAUUUUUACGUUUGAAGAAAAUUGAGCUGAUCAUCACGUGUAACGUGUUAAAAUAUUGUCACUUUUAAUUUGGUGAGCAUCAGCUUUUAAAAGGCGGAUGUAUGUGUCUCGAUCGAAUAAAAAGAAAGCGCA